This is a messenger RNA of Rotaria sp. Silwood2, 657 nucleotides long. Lineage: Eukaryota; Metazoa; Rotifera; Eurotatoria; Philodinida; Philodinidae. The record is from the annotation of a GenBank genome assembly.
AUGCCACGAUUAAACGAAUUCACAUUUAAUAUUUGUUCAAUUAUUUGUCUUCAUCUUGCGGAUCAGCCGAUUAAUUUACCAUCAAACGAUGAUAUUCAACAUACAUUUCGAAAUUUUCAAAAUAGUCAAAUUAUUUCAUCUGUUUAUUAUUUUAACUCAAACUAUUUUUAUUGUCAUAUUUAUUCAUAUCCAUAUACAUGGAUAUUUUAUCAUAAUAUAAGAAAUAAUUUUCCUGGUGGAUUAUUCAAAUGUGUUCGUGAAAUAUCAUUACUUGAUGAACGUCCAUUUGAACAUGAUUUUUUGCUUCGAAUUGCUCAAUCAUUCCCAUCUAUUAAAAAAUUAAGUUUAGAGAAUUAUGAACCGCAACAAAAUAACCAUCUUCAAUGGUCAAUAAUUAGAUAUUCUCAUCUUAUUCAAAUUGAUCUUGCUAGAACUCAUGAAGAUUAUAUUGAAGAAUUUUUAAACAAUACAAAGAUAUGUUUAUUAAGUAAUGUUCACCUUCGUGUAUCUUAUGGUUGUUUAAAAAAAGUAACGGACAAUUUUACAAGAGAUGCAACACGUAUUAAUUGUUCCAAAAUCAGUCGUCUUGUAGUACUUGGCUACACAAAAAAUCUUUCAAAAUUAAAAGACUAUUUUCCUCAUGCAAAAAUCUGUUGA